AUGAGCGACAUCAGUGGUGCGAGUAUCGUUGGAUCUAAAGAGAUCAAGCAAGAGGAAAUGGAAGAGAGAUCGAAAGCAGAAAGAAGAUUAACCUUAAAGAGAGCAAUUGAUGAAGUAGCCGGACAAAUUAAUUGUGACGAGCAGCUUAAACGUUGUAAAAUUAAAGUUGAAGAUGGUAAUGAAGAAGAUUUAUCCGAAAUAUGUGCUAAUGGUGUGCUUCUCGCUAUGGAACCGUCUACAAGUCAUUCUGUAACAGUGAAUUGCGAGGAUGGUAACAUUUUAACAGAUUUCGGUGAAAGAAUUUCAACGUCCACCAAGUCUACUAAUUUACGGCAUGUGCUUGUUUUUAAAGGUCCUGAAAUGGAAUGUUUCAUAGAUUUAGUUCGACGUAAUGAAAUACUGUGGGAUGGUAGUUUUGAAGAAUAUCACACACGAACGAACAAAAAAAAGCAAGCCUGGGAGGGCAUUGCAUCAGAGAUGUCAAAUGGUUUAAAACAAGUUGAUGAAGAAACAUGCCGAAAAAUAUGGCUUCAGUUGCGGCGUUCCUAUGCCAAUGAAAAACGACAGCAAAAACAGAAUCCUGGUGCAAGGACAACACGAAAUUGUAAAUAUCGACGAUAUUUCGAUGCAAUGAAAUUUCUGGAUGGCGUUAUGGAAGAGGAAUUUGCUCGUGACAGUUUUUUUAUAUCAGAACCUGAAGGUGGAAAGUCAUGUAGUAACAGCCCUGCUCCGGAGAUCGGAGUUUCCAGGAAAGACAUUAUUGACAAUAUUCGGAAAUCUGGAGAUGUCCGUAAGGAAAUUUCAGUGGAAAAUGACAUGAAUACUUCAAAAGUGAUUGAUACUAUUGCUUUACUUGCGCACCAAUUGCAAGAUCAAGGAAGUGAACCACCAGUUGAGGUGGCACAACCAAUGCAGCUGUUGCAACUAGCGCAACCAUUAAAACCACCAAACACAAAAGAUUCCUCCGCCGUAAGCGGAGCUGCACCUACGGAACAACAGUUUUAUCAGCAGCUGCAAACCUGCUUUUUUAUGCUAACACCCGAAAAGCAGACGAUUUUACAGCGCGAUAUCAUGAAAUUUGCAUUCAGGCGGACAAAUCAAUUGAUGGAUGAUGCUGGUUUCUAG
This is a messenger RNA of Acanthocheilonema viteae, 1125 nucleotides long. Lineage: Eukaryota; Metazoa; Nematoda; Chromadorea; Rhabditida; Onchocercidae. The record is from the annotation of a GenBank genome assembly.